AUGGUCGCCGCUAAGAAACAGAAAAAGACCAUCGAGUCUAUAAAUUCAAGAUUGGCCUUGGUUAUGAAAUCUGGUAAAUACUGCUUGGGCUACAAACAAACAUUGAAGACUCUUCGACAAGGAAAAGCAAAACUGGUCAUCAUUGCCAAAAACGCUCCUCCACUAAGAAAGUCUGAAAUUGAGUACUAUGCUUUAUUAGCAAAGACUGGAGUACACCACUACAGCGGCAACAACAUAGAGUUAGGUACAGCUUGUGGAAAGUACUACCGAGUAUGUACUUUAGCAAUCACUGAUCCAGGUGAUUCGGACAUUAUUACGACACUACCUGAAGCUACUGUUUAA
This is a messenger RNA of Leptosia nina, 342 nucleotides long. The record is from the annotation of a GenBank genome assembly. NCBI's taxonomy places the organism in Eukaryota, Metazoa, Arthropoda, Insecta, Lepidoptera, Pieridae.